AUGGAUCACGAGCCGACUAGAAGCUCCUCCACCGACAGCACAUGUUCCCUCAAGCGGUCCAACGCCGUGUACCGCCGUGGGAGCUCGCUAGACAACAUCCCAAUCCCGACCGUUGAAGCACCCGAGGAGUACUUCACUGAGGAGCUAAUCAUGAGCCCGCUGUCCUUCUCGCCCAGCAGCAGCGACAGCGACUCCCACUACGGCUUCGACGAGCACAGCGAAGAGACCCUGCCCGACGAGCUGUGCCCGCCCGGCCGCAUGAACUGGGACGCCGUCAUCGACCUGCCCGAGUAUAUCCAGGCCUGGGCCAAGAUCGGCAUGACGGCGUGCGAGAUCGGGCAGAAUCUGCAUCGCUUCGUCUACGGGCAGGACGCGACGCUGUCGAACCUAGUCACGACCGGCGUCGGCUCCUCGACGCCCUACUUUGAGAUUGGAAACGCGGUGAUGCGGAACCUGGACCUGCGCGACGCCGAAGGCCGCCUGCUCCAUGAACAAGUCCCCAAUGGCGACGAGACCUUGAGGGCGCUGCCGGAGAAGGAAAAGGGUCUCGAUCAGUUGGCGGCGUUUGCGGCUGCAACCUCCGGGGACACGGUUGGGGGGCUGGGCUCUGGGAGUCCCAAGUUCGAGGUGUGUGCGAAGCCGAAGCGCGUUCGGUUUGUCGAGCCGGAAUCGCCGCUGCGGUCUCGGAGUGCGAGUAUCUGUGGGGCUUUUGACGAUGAAGCCUCUUACGAUGCCUCUGGCGAGAGCUGA
This is a messenger RNA of Aspergillus steynii IBT 23096, 750 nucleotides long. RefSeq lists its product as uncharacterized. The record is from RefSeq and is a predicted model, not a curated record. The coding region runs from base 1 to 750 and encodes 249 amino acids. The transcript has a single exon. NCBI's taxonomy places the organism in Eukaryota, Fungi, Ascomycota, Eurotiomycetes, Eurotiales, Aspergillaceae.